Molecule: messenger RNA, 4712 nt
Organism: Microtus ochrogaster (prairie vole)
Lineage: Eukaryota; Metazoa; Chordata; Mammalia; Rodentia; Cricetidae
Gene: Cngb1
Product: cyclic nucleotide gated channel subunit beta 1
Biological process (GO): retina homeostasis; monoatomic cation transmembrane transport
Cellular component (GO): photoreceptor outer segment; plasma membrane; intracellular cyclic nucleotide activated cation channel complex
Molecular function (GO): cGMP binding; protein-containing complex binding; intracellularly cAMP-activated cation channel activity
Source: RefSeq, a predicted model, not a curated record
GGAGGAGGAGGCCACAAGCUCAACAGUCUCCAGGGUCACGCCUCUGCCUGCCACCUUCUGGACCCAGUACCAUGGCUAAACCAGGCCUGAAUAUGGAACUGAAUCACUUGGUCCAGGACCAGCCACCUGGCCAGGAGGGACCCAGGCCUGGCCCCCCAAACCCAGCCGAGCACCUCCCCAAUGUGCCCAGCUAUCGUCCCACAAUCACCCGUAUUCCUGUCCUCGUUUCCCGGAGGACAACCUUGUCCAACUCCAACUUCGCCAAGGAGACCAUCCGUCGCCUGGUACCAGGCACAAAAGAGCACCCAGAGCUCCAGGUAGAGGACACGGAUGCUGAUGCUGACAGUCUCCCCCUCAUCCCAGAGGAGAAGGUCCCUUCACCGGACAGACCACCUUCUCCUACCAAAUCUGAUACCCUCAGGGUCCCGGGCUCCGCUGCAGCAGUCCACAGGAAGAAGCUAUCUUCUCAGGAUGAUGAAGCCGAAGAGCUCAAGGCACUGUCACCCGCUGAGUCCCCAGUGGUUGCCUGGUCAGACCCCACCACCCCACAGGAGGCUGAUGGUCAGGACCGUGCGGCCUCCACAGCCAGCCAGAACAGUGCCAUCAUCAACGACCGGCUCCAGGAGCUGGUGAAGCUGUUCAAGGAGCGCACGGAGAAGGUGAAGGAGAAGCUCAUUGACCCUGACGUCACCUCCGAUGAGGAGAGCCCCAAGCCCUCCCCAGCCAAGAAGGCCCCAGAGCCGGCCCCGGCACAGAAGUCCGCGGAGGCGGAGGCAGCAGAGGAGGAACACUAUUGCGACAUGCUCUGCUGCAAGUUCAAGCGCAGGCCCUGGAAGAUGUACCGGUUCCCCCAGAGCAUCGACCCGCUGACCAACCUCAUGUACAUCUUGUGGCUGUUCUUCGUGGUGCUGGCCUGGAACUGGAACUGCUGGCUGAUCCCCGUGAGAUGGGCCUUCCCGUACCAGCGGCCGGAUAACAUCCACUUCUGGCUGGUGAUGGAUUACCUGUGUGAUCUCAUCUACCUCCUGGACAUCACUGUGUUCCAGAUGCGCCUGCAGUUCGUCAAAGGCGGGGACAUCAUUACAGACAAAAAGGAGAUGCGUAAUAACUAUCUGAAGUCUCGCCGGUUUAAGAUGGACGUGCUCUGCCUCCUGCCCUUGGACUUCCUCUACUUGAAACUCGGAGUGAACCCCCUCCUUCGCCUGCCCCGCUGCUUGAAGUACAUGGCCUUCUUCGAGUUUAAUAACCGCUUGGAAGCCAUCCUCAGCAAAGCCUACGUUUACAGGGUCAUCAGGACCACUGCCUACCUGCUGUACAGCUUACACCUCAACUCAUGUCUUUACUACUGGGCAUCGGCCUUCCAGGGCAUCGGUUCAACUCACUGGGUUUAUGACGGCGUGGGGAACAGUUACAUCCGAUGCUACUAUUGGGCCGUGAAAACUCUCAUCACCAUUGGAGGACUGCCCGACCCCCAGACGCUCUUCGAAAUUGUCUUCCAGCUGCUGAAUUAUUUCACAGGUGUCUUCGCUUUCUCUGUGAUGAUUGGACAGAUGAGAGACGUGGUGGGAGCCGCCACAGCAGGCCAGACCUACUACCGCAGCUGCAUGGACAGUACGGUGAAGUACAUGAACUUCUACAAGAUCCCCAGGUCUGUGCAGAACCGUGUCAAGACCUGGUAUGAGUAUACCUGGCAUUCACAAGGCAUGCUAGAUGAGUCAGAGCUGAUGGUGCAGCUUCCAGACAAGAUGAGACUGGACUUGGCCAUCGAUGUGAACUACGACAUUGUCAGCAAAGUGGCGCUCUUCCAGGGCUGUGACCGGCAGAUGAUCUUCGACAUGCUCAAGCGCCUUCGCUCGGUUGUCUACCUGCCAAAUGACUAUGUGUGCAAGAAGGGGGAGAUUGGCCGCGAGAUGUACAUCAUCCAGGCGGGGCAGGUGCAGGUGCUGGGCGGUCCAGAUGGGAAAGCCGUGCUGGUGACACUCAAAGCCGGAUCGGUGUUUGGAGAGAUCAGCUUGCUGGCCGUGGGGGGCGGGAACCGGCGCACGGCCAAUGUGGUGGCCCAUGGGUUCACCAACCUCUUCAUUCUGGACAAGAAGGACUUGAAUGAAAUUUUGGUGCAUUACCCUGAAUCUCAGAAGUUGCUCCGGAAGAAGGCCAGGCGCAUGCUGAGAAACAACAACAAGCCCAAGGAGGAGAAGAGUGUACUUAUCCUGCCCCCACGUGCGGGCACCCCGAAACUCUUCAAUGCCGCCCUCGCUGCAGCAGGAAAGAUGGGCGGCAGGGGCGCCAAGGGUGGCAAGCUUGCCCACCUGAGAGCCAGGCUCAAGGAACUGGCAGCAUUGGAGGCAGCCGCGCGGCAGCAGCAGCUGCUGGAACAGGCCAAGAGCUCACAGGAAGCUGGGGGAGAGGAGGGCUCCCGAGCUGCGGACCAACCUGCGCCCCAGGAACAGCCAGAACCCAAGAAGCCCCAGGAGCCCCCAGAGCCUCAGGAGCCCCCGGAGCCUCCAGCCCCACGCUCUCCACCGCCGGCCCAGGGGAAGCCGGAGGGUGGCACGGAGGAGGUGGCAGCUAGGCCCUCGCAGCCCCCAGAUCCCCCGGAGCCCUCAGUGAGGAUCCGCGUGAGCCCAGGCCCGGAUCCUGAGGAGCAGACGCUGUCGGUGGAGAUGCUGGAGGAGAAGAAGGAAGAAGCAGAAUGAGGCACAUGUAGUGCCCCAUGAUCCAUGAUCCCCAUCCCCGGGUGCACGCCUGGCGUUGGAACUGCCUGCCUGGACAGUCUCGUGGAAACCCUCAAACGUUGGUGAGGAGUCUUGCACUCCUACUAUGGGUGGAGCACCCCGCCCCCUCCCACAGUUGUUAUUUUCAAGAAGAAACCUGCCUUGCACUUUUAAAAGUUUUUAGGAGGGAAUAGAAGAGGGCUCCAACAUCACGGGGUGCUCUACUAGAAAAAUCAAGGGUUGAUGAUAAGGCAGGGUCCCCACCAGAACCCACCCUUGGUUUAAGUGAUGGGGAAGAGCUGGAAUGGGAACCCAGAACUGGGGAAGCUGAGGCAGGAGGAUCCUUGGAUCAAAGUCAACCAGGGUUACAUAGUGAGAAUCUGCCUCAAAACAAACCAAUAGCACAACAGCUUAGGAGUUCCAAGUUCCUGCAAACACAGGAGUCUCGGUGAUGGCAGAGCAGGCGAUCCAGGCGCUCUGUACACUGCAGGUAACGGUUGGCAUUUUUAUCUCACCCUUUAAAGUUUUGCUUAUUUUAGAAGGCGAUGACAUUAAAAGUUCUCUGUGCUAUUCCUGGCACCCAUCCUCCCUGACCACUCUCGAGCACCAAGUAAAAACUACGAAAAAACCUAGUGGUUCUCUGUCAGCACACAGAGAGCAUCCUUGUAGCUGGACAUUGUGGAGCACUAGAUGCUGAGGCAGGAGAAUCACAAGUUUGAAGUCAGCCAGGCUUCAUGACAAUACAAUAUGCCAAGAAGGGAAUAAGGGAAAAUGCACUGGUCCAUUGGCGACGGCGGCAUAGUCCCUUGUUCAGAUGUGUGGUGACAUUUUGUCUACUGUUCAUCAGCGAGCAUUUGGGUUGCUUCCAAUCUCACAUUAUUAAGAAUAACAUUGCAGGACAUUGAGAGGGCUCAGUGAAUGAAGGCCCUUGCCACACCACUGGGCAUGCUUGGCGACCUGAGUCUCUGAAACCCAUGCAAAGGUGAAAAGAAUCAGCCCCACAAAGUUGUCUUCUGACCUUCACAUAUGCACUGUGGCACACACACACGCACACACACACGCACACACACACAAGACUAACAGUAAUAAAACCAUCUUGUACAGAAUGGGGUUGGCCUUACUGUAGAGCGCUUGUCUGGCCUGUAUGAGUCCCUGGGUUUGAUCCUCAAAACCGAAAGAAAGACUCCCCCACAGAUCUAAUCUCAUGGGCACACCUUACUGUUUUUAAGUGGGGUAAGUUUGAAGUCUAGUCAUAUUUUUUUAGCCCUAGUAUCCUCAUGUAUUAUUCCCAUAUCUGCCCCCUAGAAUCUAAAGCCCAAGCUUAGUAAAUGCUUUCACCCGCAACAGGUAUUUCAGAUGUUCCUCUAAGGUAAACAUGCCGCCCUUUAGUAGACGGCAAAUUGUUUUCUGACCUGCCACUGUGAGAUCCUGCUUCAUAAGGAAUCUGUUUUCUGUGGCUGCACCUACUCUUUUAGAUGCUGGUCCCCGAAAAUAGUCUGCUUAUUACAGAAAGCAAGAGGUUCUUGGGGUUCCUGGAAAGAACACUAAUUCUGAAAUGAGAUUGCCAGGGUCUUCAUUUCACCGAGCUAUCUCAUUCAGGAUAACAUUCUCGCAGAACCCAGAUAUUAGAUAAGCUGAGCUGGAGACAGGCAUUAAUCUCCAAAUUAAAUUGGACUGGCUGGCCUCUGAGGCGUGAAUGACACAGCUCAGAGAUCGCCCUAAUCCCGAAGUCAGAACGGAACGAGUAUGAGUGACUGUUGAAUCUCUCUUUCAAUCUCCUCAGCGUGUCUUGUGUUUUGGUAGAUAAUGAAUCGCACGCCAGCUUUUAUUUUUAACUACACAAAUAUUUUAAAUAGAAUUAAAACGAAGAAGCUGUUUAAAAUUUCGUUAUCAAACUGUGCCCAGCCACCGGAACUAGUCUAAGCUGUUUUCUCAGUAAACAAGAAUACUUUCUGUACACGCCGGCUUUUGUAGUGCCGUGAAUUUUAAUUAAAGUGU